This is a messenger RNA of Odobenus rosmarus divergens (Pacific walrus), 1128 nucleotides long. RefSeq names its product zinc finger protein 275 (gene ZNF275). The transcript has a single exon. Gene Ontology annotation, biological process: regulation of transcription by RNA polymerase II. The record is from RefSeq and is a predicted model, not a curated record. Gene Ontology annotation, molecular function: DNA-binding transcription factor activity; RNA polymerase II cis-regulatory region sequence-specific DNA binding. Lineage: Eukaryota; Metazoa; Chordata; Mammalia; Carnivora; Odobenidae. The coding region runs from base 1 to 1128 and encodes 375 amino acids.
AUGGGCGAAGACGCUCAGCCACAGGAGAUGGCAUCCACCAGCUCCCCGCGGGCCGGGGAGCCCAGCCCCGAGGUCAAACAGAACAGGGACUCCGAGCGGAGGGGGGGGAGCCUUCAGAACCUGCCUAUAGAACAUCACUUCGCAUGUAAAGAGUGCGGGGAUGCCUUUCGGCUUAAGGUCCUCCUCGUGCAGCACCAGAGAAUUCACAGUGAGGAGAAGGGCUGGGAGUGUGGUGAUUGCGGGCAGGUCUUCAGGGGGGUCUCGGAGUUCAAUGAGCACCGGAAGGGCCACGUGGCCGCAGAGCCCCAGCCCGGCCCCAGCCGAGCCCCAGAGGAUGUUCUGGAGAAAAGGGAGCAAAUGGAGAGGGAGGCGAAGCCCUUCGAGUGUGAGGAAUGUGGGAAGAGGUUUAAGAAGAACGCAGGCCUCAGUCAGCAUCUGCGUGUCCACAGCAGAGAGAAGCCCUUUGACUGUGAGGAAUGCGGGCGGUCCUUCAAAGUGAGCACCCACCUCUUUCGCCAUCAGAAGCUGCACACGUCCGAAAAGCCGUUCGCCUGCAGGGCGUGUGGCCGCGAGUUCCUGGAUCGCCAGGAGCUUCUCAAGCACCAGCGGGUGCACACCGGCCACCUGCCCUUCGACUGUGACGACUGCGGCAAGUCCUUCCGCGGCGUCAACGGCCUGGCCGAGCACCAGCGCAUCCACAGCGGGGCCAAGCCGUACGGGUGCCCCCACUGCGGCAAGCUCUUCCGGAGGAGCUCGGAGCUCACCAAGCACCGCCGCAUCCACACGGGCGAGAAGCCGUACGAGUGCGGCCAGUGCGGGAAGGCCUUCCGGCAGAGCUCCAGCCUCCUGGAGCACCAGCGCAUCCACACCGGUGAGCGGCCCUACGGCUGUGGCGACUGCGGCAAGGCCUUCCGCGGGCCGUCCGACCUCAUUAAGCACCGGCGCAUCCACAGCGGACUGAAACCCUACGAGUGUGACAAAUGCGGGAAGGCCUUCCGGAGGAGCUCCGGCCUGAGUCGCCAUCGGAGGACCCACAGCGGAGCGAGGCGCUGCGAGUGCAGCGCGUGUGGCCGCGUGUUCAAGAGGCGCUCGGCGCUGCAGAAGCAUCAGCCGACCCACCACGACUAG